Messenger RNA from Paraglomus brasilianum, 1815 nucleotides. The record is from the annotation of a GenBank genome assembly. Lineage: Eukaryota; Fungi; Glomeromycota; Glomeromycetes; Paraglomerales; Paraglomeraceae.
AUGGGAAUGGACGACAAAUUCCAUAACGAUUCAACAGAUAGACAGCUGUUAAUAUUGUACGGAAGUCAGACUGGUUGCGCACAAGACGCUGCAGAGAGGACGGCAAGGGAGGCAAGAAGGAGGCAUUUUAGAGUUCGAAUAUUCGCUAUGGAUGAAUACGAUAGAACAAAACUUAUAAACGAAGCACUCGUUAUUUUUAUAUGCUCAACGACUGGACAAGGUGAUGAACCCGAUAAUAUGAAGAGAUUUUGGAAAUUUCUUUUGCGAAAAAAUCUUCCUAACGACAUUCUUAGUCAAAUGAAAUUUACCGUGUUUGGACAGGGAGACUCGUCAUACAUAAGAUAUAAUUAUCCUGCGAAAAAGCUUUGGAAGCGUCUUCUGCAACUCGGGGCAGAAAGCAUUUAUCCAAGAGGCGAUGGAGAUGAUCAGCAUUACCUCGGUCAAGACGGAACAUUUGACCCGUGGAUUCAAGGUGUAUGGGACGUGUUGAUGAAAAUGUACCCCUUGCCUUCUGGAAUGGAUAUUAUUCCAUCUGAGGACUUAUAUCCUUUCGUUUCGCCAGAAACACCCAUGGCCAUGAUCACAAUAACUCUUGGAUUAUUAUUAGUCUUAACUUCUAAACCACGCCACCUCCAAGUUUCCGUAUUCAGUUUAUUGACCAUGGUGUUCCAUUAUCCGAUGAAUCUGUUGAGUAUAAGUAUACCGUACGAUGUGAGGCAUUUGGAAUUUGCUAUUGAAGAGCCUUUUAUAAGUUAUGACCCAGGAGAUAUUAUGGUAAUAAGACCUAGGAACCUGAAAAAAGAUGUGGACACCUUUCUAGAGAUGAUGGAAUGGACAGACAUUGCAGAUGAUCCAUUCAUACUAGUGCCGAAUCAAGAAGAUUGCAAAAUCCCAAAACAUUGGGAAUCAAGGUUAACUCUAAGAUUACUAUUUGAGAAAUAUUUGGAUAUUUUUAGCACACCGAGACGAUCUUUUUUUGAAUUUCUGUCGUAUUUUACAACAAACGAAGAUCAGACCGAGAAAUUGCGUGAGUUCUGUUCUGCCGAAGGCCAGGACGAUCUGUAUGCGUAUAAUCAACGCGUCAAACGCACCAUAGUUGAAGCCUUGCAUGACUUUUCAUCUGCAAAGAUCCCGAUCGACUACAUUCUUGAUGUAUUUCCUAUGAUACAGCCACGGCAGUUCUCUAUAUCGUCAGCAAGUAGUAUGCAUUCUAAUGCAAUACAUUUAACAGUCGCUAUUGUCAAUUAUAAGACGCAACUAAGAUCUCCAAGAAGAGGUGUUUGUACUAAAUGGAUGGAAGAUUUGGAGAUCGGUUCCGUCAUCCCAUUUAAUGUUAUUAAGGGAACCAUGAAACUACCACGUGAUUCAGGGAUACCAAUAAUACUUGUUGGUCCCGGAACCGGAGUAUCAGUAAUGAAGGCGUUCAUUGAGGAUCGCAUUCAAGAUGGUGCUACAGAAAAUUACCUUUUCUUUGGCUGCCGAUAUCAUGAUAAAGAUUUUUACUACAAAAAUGAGUGGGACUCCUAUGUUCGAGAGGGUCAACUAACACUGUUUGUUGCGUGUUCACGAGAUCAAGGAAAGAAAAUAUAUGUCCAGGACUUGAUCAAACAGAACGCAGCCUUAAUAUGGAAGCUUGUACAUGAUCAAGGAGGAUAUGUCUAUCUAUCUGGGCGAUCCGAUAAAAUGCCAACUGCUGUUAUUGAAUCAUUUACAGAGGUUUUUAAAAAGGAGGGAGACAUGGAUGAUGCACAGGCUAAAAAAUACUUUAAUACAAUGGAGAAGAACAGGCGAUUUCAACAGGAAUGUUGGUCAUAA